UCUUUACGCAGUAUUUUGAAAUCCUGAACCCAAUAUUAUUGGAAGAUCUAUAUACCCAAUUACAUUGGUGUGUGCAGCAAGACAAUGAACAAUUAGCACGCUCAGGCACCAACUGCCUGGAAAACCUUGUGAUAAGCAAUGGUCCCAAGCUGAGCUCUGCAACAUGGGACAAGACCUGCCAGUGCCUCCUGGAUAUCUUCCACUCGACUCUGCCCCAUGCCCUCCUCUCUUGGAGACCCCCUGAACAUAGUCCUCCACACCAGCAGGCUGGUGUUCCAUCCAGUGGAGAUUCUAGAGCUUUUGCUGGCCUCCUGAUCCGAUGUGUGGUUCAGCUGGAACUUAUCCAGUGCAUUGACAACAUAGUCUUCUUUCCAGCCACUAGUAAAAAAGAAGACCAGGAAAAUCUAGCACUGGCACAGGCUGGUGACACGGUUCUACCAUUGACAAGAGAACAAAGAGAAGACCAAGGAAUGUAUCGUCAUCUCAUGUCAAGUCAGCUCUUCACACUCCUUGACUGUCUUAUGGCAUCUCACUCCUUUGCAAAAUCCUUUAAUUCAAAUCAUGAACAAAGAAACCUCUUGUGGAAAGCAGGAUUUAAGGGCAGUGUGAAACCAAACCUCUUGAAGCAAGAGACUCAGUCUUUAGCAUGCGCCUUAAGGAUACUAUUCCGCAUGCUCGGAGAUCCGUCCAGAGAGGAGGAAUGGCCUCAGGUGCAAGAACGUUUAAUCUCAGUGUGUAGGUCAGGGUUGGAGUACUUCCUCUCCCUCCCAGAGUCUCAUCGUGAAGCCUGGACAAGUUUAAUUCUUCUAUUCCUCACAAAUAUACACAAAAUGUCUGAUGAGCAGUUUGCCGCUCAUGCCUCCAACUAUUACCCAUUUUUGUGUGAAAUUAUGUGUUUCAACCUCAAACCGGAACUGCGAGCUGUUCUUCGUCGCUUCUUCCUCCGUAUUGGUUUAGUGUUCAACAUUACACAUCCAAGCAUUCGUCACCACACCUCGUCCACUUCUUCUUUGCCACCUGGAACACACCCUAGAGAACGCCUCCCAAGUGAACAGUGAGAGAAAGAAUUGUGAAGGAUGAGGAUGAGGAGGACUUGAA
Molecule: messenger RNA, 1098 nt
Organism: Penaeus monodon (black tiger shrimp)
Lineage: Eukaryota; Metazoa; Arthropoda; Malacostraca; Decapoda; Penaeidae
Product: brefeldin A-inhibited guanine nucleotide-exchange protein 1-like
Source: RefSeq, a predicted model, not a curated record